GUAACUUGCACGUGAACCAUGUUCCGCUCAUCUCUUUGCAGGAUUUCCUUCGCUCGGGCAACCUUGAGAUACAGCGUAAAGCCACAAAUACCAAGGCUUUUGUGCUUGCCAGCCCGCAAUUAUACCCAGCCCGCCAGUUCAAACACUUUGAAAUCUGCUGUAGUGACCUCGCUUCCAAAGAAUUGUCCAUCGUGCGGCUCACCUCUACCGACACCACUGCCCGCUUGCCCAAAAUGUUUUUACAUCGCAAGAUUGCACCAAUCAAUUCCGUAUCAUGAAGUCUUCGGAUUCCCAUACGAUCCAAAUCCAUUCGUUGUUGAUACCUCCACUCUCAAGCGACGUUUUCACGAUGCUCAGCGGGUAUGUCACCCAGAUGCGUGGGCGACAAGGGACGAUAACUUACGGGAAGCGGCGUUGGACGUCUCCAAUCUUAUCAACACAGCGUAUAAAACACUCUCCGACCCUCUCCUCCGUGCGGAGUAUAUUCUUCGGCGUAACAAUGUAGAGGUUGAGGAAGCUGAUCAAUUGGAUGAUAUGGAGCUCAUUUCUGAAGUAAUGGAAGCAAGAGAAGAAAUAGAUAAUGUCCAGGCCGGAGAGUCUGCCCGCCUUUUCGAACUACAAGACGAAAAUGACGCUAAAGUCCAAGAGGCUAUAAAUAAUAUCAAAGAACUGGUUCAGCAUAAAAGAUGGACAGAAGUGAAGACUGCCGCUGUACGACUCAAGUACUUACAAGGAAUUAGGGAUGCCAUCAAGCAUCGACUGGAUAACAAUUAAACAUAAUAAUAUUCAUGAAACAAGCAUU
Serpula lacrymans var. lacrymans S7.9 is the source of this 802-nucleotide messenger RNA. RefSeq lists its product as uncharacterized. The record is from RefSeq and is a predicted model, not a curated record. NCBI's taxonomy places the organism in Eukaryota, Fungi, Basidiomycota, Agaricomycetes, Boletales, Serpulaceae. Gene Ontology annotation, cellular component: mitochondrion. Bases 19 to 774 code for a protein of 251 amino acids. Gene Ontology annotation, molecular function: protein-folding chaperone binding; ATPase activator activity. The transcript is spliced from 3 exons. Gene Ontology annotation, biological process: protein complex oligomerization; [2Fe-2S] cluster assembly.